Messenger RNA from Patiria miniata (bat star), 1002 nucleotides. RefSeq names its product C-type mannose receptor 2-like. Lineage: Eukaryota; Metazoa; Echinodermata; Asteroidea; Valvatida; Asterinidae. Bases 1 to 1002 code for a protein of 333 amino acids. The record is from RefSeq and is a predicted model, not a curated record. The transcript has 4 exons.
AUGCCAAAAGAGCAAGCAGAGCGUAAGGUGUUGGCAUGUGAUGAUGACGAGGUGUUAUACGGAGGUUCCUGCUACAGAUUCAUCCACGAUGAGCUCAAGUUACGUGAUGAUGCCCAUAGAGAUUGCAUUGCACGUAAUAGCCAUCUAGUCUACAUCGAGUCACAGGAGGAACAAACAUUUCUGACAAAUCGGUCACGCAGAUAUGGUACCGAUAAUACUGUUGCUAGUAACCAUUACUGGAUCGGACUGAUUCCAACAAGCAGCAACGUGUGGCUGGAUGGUAACCCGGCACGCAACGAUCUGUUUGAAUUCUCUCAAGACAGUGCAGCUGGAUGUUUCUCUCUCUCUAAAUCCAGCGGCAAUGUAAGUUUACAUGGUGAGAACUGUAAUCGGGAUCGCUACUACGUCUGCGAACGUCCUUACGAAUGUCCUCUGGGAGGAUUCAACCACAGCGGUUCCUGUUACUGGGUCGGUGGGUCUAGGCAGUCGCACCUCUCGGCCCAAGGAGGUUGCAGUGAUGACGGUGGUCAUCUGCUGUACAUCGAAUCACAAGACGAAUUGCAAUUCAUUAACAACAAUCUUGCCAUUGAAGACAAUGUAAGAUACUGGAUAGGUCUGACUACCCAGUACGCUUGGUUAGACGGUAGCCGAGCCAUCUAUCAAGGAUUCGUACAGACGAACCAGUAUAGCAACAACCAAGGCAGCCUUUGCUUCAGGUUACGACCCCUAGAUGACUUUUUGUGGAAUGAUAUUGGAUGCAAUACAAACUACGCCUAUAUAUGUGAGCGAGAACUACCUGUUACUCCUCAUGAAACGCAACAAAACCCCGGUAUUCCAUGCAGACCACCCGUCGCUUAUCUCAAUCGUCUUCUUGACUCCGUACCUCUGUGCGUCCGUAGUGACAGCCAUUACUUCAACAACUCCGUUCUGUGUCAAUGUGGUGACAACGAAACCUGCAUCAGUGGCUGUGGCUGUGCACGUGACGACACUGUAGACGGGUAA